Syzygium oleosum is the source of this 1165-nucleotide messenger RNA. RefSeq lists its product as uncharacterized. Bases 154 to 906 code for a protein of 250 amino acids. The transcript has 9 exons. The record is from RefSeq and is a predicted model, not a curated record. Gene Ontology annotation, molecular function: RNA binding. Lineage: Eukaryota; Viridiplantae; Streptophyta; Magnoliopsida; Myrtales; Myrtaceae.
GUGUAGGUAACUUCGGUCGCCUCCUAUAUAAAGCUCGGGCACUCCCUCCGCGAGCGGCUUAGGGCGUAAAGAGAAGAAACAAGCCGUUGAAGAGGGCUCUCUCUCUCUAUCCGUGCACCAAAAACAAACCUCUAUCCGUGCGAGAGAAGAAAGAUGGAUCGUUACCAGAGAGUGGAGAAACCAAAGGCGGACACGCCGAUUGACGAGAAUGAGAUUCGUAUCACCAGCCAGGGCAGGAUGCGGAGCUACAUCACCUACGCCAUGGGCCUGCUCCAGGAGAAAGGUUCAAAUGAAAUUGUCUUUAAGGCAAUGGGAAGAGCUAUUAACAAGACUGUUACUAUAGUGGAGCUUAUCAAGAGGAGAAUUGUGGGUCUUCAUCAAAUAACCACUAUUGGAUCCACAGAUAUAACGGAUACCUGGGAACCCCUCGAGGAAGGACUCCUCCCAUUGGAGACUACAAGGCAUGUGUCGAUGAUUACAAUAACCCUGUCAAAGAACGAAUUGGAUACUUCAUCUGUUGGGUAUCAGCCUCCAUUACCUGCAGAACAAGUGAAGGCCUUGGGUGAAUUUGAAAAUGAAGGAGAGGGCUAUCCAAAUGGUCGAGAAAGGGUCAUCAGUGGUAGAGGAAGGCCAAGGGGUAGAGGUAAUGGUUUCAUGAAUGCUGAUUAUGAUGAUGGGGGUUGGGAACACAACCGAGGAUAUGCUAGAGGCAGGGGUCGAGGAAGAGGCCGUGGUUUCCGUGGACGUGGAAGAGGAGGAUAUAAUGGACCUCCGGCUGAUAUACAGCAAGAUGGCGGAUAUUAUCAGGAGCAGCCUGCUCGAGGCCGCGGUCGUGGUCGUGGCAGGGGGACUCGUGGAAGGGGGCGUGGCUUCAGAUCAAAUCGACCAAUCCAAGCAGCUGCCUAAAGGUGUUCGAUGUCUCUCUUGGAAGUUAGGAGCAAGGGUGGAUGCCUACUCUAUCUCUAUGUUUAUCAUCUUCUAGGGUUUUUUUUUCCCAUCAACAAAUGUAGGAUGUCGCUGUGUAACUGUUUCGGACACACUCGUAACUUAGAACUCACCCAAGCUUCCUUUGUUUUUACCCCCUUUUUUCCGCCGAAGUGUUAGGUUAUAUGGUGAGCAUUAUUGUUUUUUCCCAUCUUUAUUUAUCAGUGGCACAUUCUUUUAA